AUGGCGACACCGGUGAAGACGGUUAUGGAGGAGAAGGAGGGAGAUGAGGCGGAGGAGAAGUUGCUAGAAGAGAACAAUGUACUGAUUGUACCAAAGUCUUCUGCGACUCAAAAUCAAGAUGGUGGGAUCGUUGCCGUUAAAUCUUCUAAGAAAGUUAAGCUGCCAGAAGAUAGCGCAGCGGUUGGCGGUGGGCGUUUCACGAUCGGGCCGGCGCCGGCGCGUGACUGGGAGAUGGUCCCACCCGAUGGCAAGUGGGGAUGGUGCGUUCUCGUAGGAGCGACAUUGGUGAAUAUCCUGAUACCCGGUACGAUCAAGUCAUUCGGAGUGCUGCUGGUCGAGUUCAAUGACGUGUUCCAGUCCAGCGCAUCUGCCUCGUCAGGCAUUGUGGCACUGUGCUACUUCCUAUACAGCAGUCUUGGUCCAAUAUCAUCGAUCCUGUCAGUGAAAUGGUCGUAUCGGACUGUGACGUUGAUCGGCGGCAGUUUAGCAGCUUUCGGCAUGAUCUUCAGCAGUAAAGCCUUCUCCAUCACUUACUUGUAUUUUAGUUUCGGUGCAAUGGUGGGCGCGGGGGCAGGUUUAGCUUUCCCGCCAACGGUGUACAUCGUGACGUCAUACUUCGUGCGACUCAGGGGGCUGGCCAACGGGAUCUGUAUGUCGGGGAGUGCUUUCGGCAGCAUCAUCCUUCCACCAUUCCUCCGAUAUAUGUUGGAGACGUACGGAUACCAGGGUGCCGUAUUACUGCUGGGCGGUAUCAUGUUGAACGUGUGGGCGGCCGCUCUCCUGUUCCAACCUGUCGAGGAGCACAUGGUCAGGAAGUACAAGGACCCGGAGGAGGAUGAAGACGUGCCUCAGGACGACAUUCUAUUCGAAGAGGAAGAACCAGUGGAGAACUUCCAAAUACCACCGUCAACUGUGAUGUCAGUAGAGAAAGUCGAAAACGGCCACACGCCUGACAAGAAGAUGUCGCUUAGCAACAUACAGUCGAUGACGUCAUCACAACAGUUACGUCACAACCCGUCUAAACGAAAACUGUCUUACACACGGCCAAUGCCCAAAAGUACUUAUAGCUCGUCGUCAAUUAAUGAUGGGAUUUUGAAAAAAUUAGGUUCUCAAGACGGUUUUGGUAGAAAACUUAGCACUGCAGGUCCCAAAAGAAAUUUCUCCACGUCAAGCUUUGCUCAUGUGUCAACGCCUUUCCACGGGUCCACUUUAUCAGCAUUCGAGCAACCGAACGAAUUCGCUUCACAGUUUUCAUUGAAGUCUGUCACUGACAGCGUUGCAGAAGUAGCAUACUGUUGUUUCUGCUGUAAGAAGAAGAGUACAAAAGAUAAGAGUAAAAACAACAAAUUCUUUGAUUUGUCACUUCUGUCAGAUCCGACAUACCUAGUCAUAUUGAUAUCGAGUAGCACAGUAGCAAUCUCAUGCACAAACUUCAUCAUCCUGCUGCCUUCGCACGCCCAAAAUAUUGGCUUCGAUAAAGCAAGAGGUGCUUAUUUACUCAGUACAGUCUCAGCACUGGACCUGGUCGGACGUAUCAGUGGCUCAGCACUUUGUGAUUUGAAUUUAAUACCUAAAACGUAUUUCUUCGUCGGCGGUUUGCUUUUUUCUGGUAUUACGUUAGCAAUAAUACCAUUUUUGGAAUCAUAUAUAACUAUUAGUGUUUUUUGCGCGUUAUUUGGGCUCGCAUCCGGUGUUAACAACAGCGUGACAACCCUAGUAAUGGCUGAAAUUUUAGGAGUAGAAAGACUUAUGUCCACGUAUGGUAUUAGUUUGUUUGUGAACGGGAUUUUGCAGUUAAUAGGGCCACCGAUAUGUGGUAUUUGGUUCGAGUAUCAGAGAAGUUACAAGAGAAUGUUUUUGACUUUCGGUGUGAUAUUCAUUUUUGGUGCAGCCCUGUGGCUGUUAAUGCCGAUAAUUAAUAAAAGGAAGAGGGACCAUGCGAAGAAACUUGCUGGGGAGGCUUUGAAAGUUUAA
This is a messenger RNA of Arctia plantaginis, 1974 nucleotides long. The record is from the annotation of a GenBank genome assembly. Lineage: Eukaryota; Metazoa; Arthropoda; Insecta; Lepidoptera; Erebidae.